AUGAUGCAGGUAUUAGUUGCUCUUAUGGUUAUUGGGAACAUCCGCUGUCAAGAUGGAUAUGCUGAUCAAAAUAAUAUCCACAUGCAUCAAAUAACCCCUAAUGAGAAACUGGUUGAAUCAAGUAAUAGUUACAGUACUAGUUUUGUACAAAAUAAUCCUGAUAGUGACUCAAUUAAUUCUAUAAAUGCGCAAUACCAAGGUAUUGAUGAUACGAACAAAAAUUCUGAUUAUAAUCGAGGAGAGCGAGGAAAGUCCAGGAAGAUCUAUCGAAUAAAGAAUCCUUUUCAACAACAAGAGGAAGAAGUUAUUACCAAACUACAAAACUCGUCACAAGACAGCCAAACUGGGGCUAGUAAUCAGUAUGCUAUGAUGCAGUACUCUUUACCACCUGAGCAAUUUCUACAACAGAUGCGAGCACAAAACCAGUAUCAUCAACAGCAGCAGCAAGUGUCUACUCCAAUUCCAACGUUUGAAUAUACAGCCACUCCUCAACCUCGUUAUCAGUACUCUACAAUUACACCAUCACAUUAUGACAACGGAAACCAACAAUAUACCCCAAUAUCAAUAACUGAAUCUAAAAAUUCUCCCCAAGUAUAUAAUCCUAAUACGAAUACUUAUCAGUAUAAUAAUAAUGCAUAUUCAUUCGGGAUAGAUGCCAUUCAAAGCACUCCUUCUUCGGUAAUUUUGUAUUUAUCCACAAGUUCACCAAACAAUCAAUAUGUUGGAACAACGUCUAGUAAUUAUGUUUCAAGUCCUUCGCCCAUUUAUCUGUCUAGUCCGGCGACUUUGCGGUCAUAUAUAUCUUCAACAUUAGCAAACACACAAACGGGAUUACCAAGCUAUCAUAGCAAUAUCAAUAGGCAAUCUUCAACAGUUGAAAAUAAUACAUUAAAUUAUGGAACAAACCAAAAAACACUAAAUAUGCAAGUUAAUCAUUACGAUAACUCGGGAAAUCGAGUUCAAUAUCCAAUGCAUAUGCAGCACCAGUAUCAAAAUGAAUUCCCACCUUCAACCCCUGUUCCAGCAUCUUCUCCUUAUCCUGAUUCUAGUCACAGUUCUUGGCAAAAUUCUAUGAAUUAUGGUUCAAGCAAUUUCCCCUAUUCAUUUCAAGAAUUCACGCAAACAAAUCAACAAAAUGUUCAAAAUAAACAACAAGAAACCCAACAAGAGCCUAAGCAAGAUUACCAAAAUAGUGAUACCCACCGUGUUGGCAGUAUGCCAUCAGCAAAUAAUUUAUUUUUAAGUUUUGCCCAACCCGACUAUCAAACGCUUGCCAAUAAUAAAAAUAAUGGUAAUGAUAAUGAGCAACAAAAUAGACAAGGUGAAAUGUACUCCCAUGGUGAUUAUGGAUGGAAAUUAGAUAGUAAAAAAUCGUUAAUAAAAUAUGAUACCUCUUCAUCAUCAGAAAAUUAUCCAAAACUUCAAAGUAACAAUUACGAAACAAAUAGCAGUUCUUUAAAUCCUACUAAUCGUUAUGUUGAUAAUGGUAAAACAUAUAGUAAUGAUCAAACGUCUGUAAUGAACCCAGGAAAGACAGACGACACACAAGAAUUUGUAAAAUUAGCUGCAAAAGCACAUGAAAAUAUGAAGAAACAACAACAAUCUUACUUGAAUAGUUUACCAUCUCAUACACAGUCGGUGCAAAAUGUUUUGUCAAACACGGAAAUGGGUAACUUUGUUUCCGGAAGUAAUAAUAAUCAAAAAGGUAUUUUAUACGAGAAUUCAAACUCCCGCUUUAAUGUUCAGCCUGAAAUGAUAUCGGAAUCUCCCUAUUAUUAUUCCAACACUAGAGAAAGUACGUUGGAUAGUAAAAUGAAACAGCCAUUCGAACAAAAUAAUGCAAUUCAAAAUCAAAUAAAGAAUGAUCCUUUAAACGAAAAUCCAAUUCCUGAGAUGCAAAUGAAAAUAAAUGCCGGCAUUGAAUUUAACAAAGGAUAUAAUUCAACAUAUAUUAAUAAAGAUAUUAAUGACCAAAACUUUAGGCACAAUAUUAAUCCUGUUACUCAAACUAGUUAUGAAAAUAAAAACAUAAUUAAUGGUUUUAAUUACCGAUCAAAACCUGGAGAUGUCUCACUAAGUGAGAGUUCAUAUCGGUUAGAACAUAAUUAUGAAAAUCCUAAACAAUCUGAGCUUUUGUAUAACUCAAAUAUUCCUUCUCAUAAGCAGCAUAUAAAUGACAACAUGGCACCUUUUCAUUACUUAACUCAAACAAAUUUGGAUAAUAUACAAUUUAAGAAUAACUUACAACAACAGGCUAUUCAAAAUCAAGGAAAUUCUGACAAUAUUAGCAGCUUAAAGCUUAACGACAUGCCAUAUCGGCUAACACAAGGUUUGAGUACAGGCAAUUUUCAACCACAAAAUCAUUUCAAUCACGGAAUUCUUUCUACGCCUAUACCUAUAGUACUCAAUCAAAAUGUUAAUUCCCACCAAAUAGAUGUAGCUGCAAGUAUUCUAAACAAUCUUAUGCGCAAUAAACCAGUUGAAAUGAUUUCUAAACCUAAUUAUGACCCUCAAAUUGCAAAUUUACUACCAUCAUUAAAUGGGUUUAAAAUAAGUAAUCCUUACAAUCUUGACCUUAAACUGGUGUCAGAACUUUUAAAGGGACGGACAACAUCAGACGAUAUAUAUACACCUAUUCGUAAUCAGUUCAAUCAACCAAAUCCUUAUAGGUGGGACGCAUCACAAUUACAACAACUUAUGUUGAAGAAUGAUAAUAUAGGAAGUUUAGCUGCUUUGAAUGAUGGUAUCAGUGGUCUAAAUAGUCCCUAUUUUGAGAUACAUAACAGAGACCGCUAUCCUUAUCCAGGUGUAAAAUAUUCAAGAAGCCAAGAGGAGGAAGAUGUUGUUGCUGUUCCAUCUCAUAAUCAUCCUAUUGGUGCCGUUAUUGAACAAGACGACUUGGAAAAUGAAGAUAGAGAAGUUAGUGAUACUGAUAUAAUAGAUUCAGGAAAUGAUCAGUUCUCUAUUGACAAUGAUGAAGACGAACCUAAAAUACAUCCAAAUUUAAAAAGUACUAACGACAGGUACAGGCAUUCGUUUAUGUUAAGCCGUCUUUUCCAUCAAAGAAGAAUGCCUAAAGUUGUAAUAGAAGAGCCAUAUCCUUUAUUAAAACCACCUCCUAUCCAAACAUCUAAAGGUAGAAUACGUAAUGGAAUUGAACAAAGCAAUCGGAAGCAACAUGUAAAUAAAGUUAAGCUGUCGCGAGGCUUAAAGCGUGGUGAGUCUUUAUUCGAAGAUAAAAAUUUUAAUAAAGAUUUAAAAUAA
This is a messenger RNA of Parnassius mnemosyne (clouded apollo), 3264 nucleotides long. The record is from the annotation of a GenBank genome assembly. NCBI's taxonomy places the organism in Eukaryota, Metazoa, Arthropoda, Insecta, Lepidoptera, Papilionidae.